Messenger RNA from Meriones unguiculatus (Mongolian gerbil), 2035 nucleotides. It is a transcript of the gene Sypl1, whose product is annotated as synaptophysin like 1. Bases 99 to 821 code for a protein of 240 amino acids. The transcript has 5 exons. Gene Ontology annotation, cellular component: synaptic vesicle membrane; synaptic vesicle. Lineage: Eukaryota; Metazoa; Chordata; Mammalia; Rodentia; Muridae. The record is from RefSeq and is a predicted model, not a curated record.
CCGCCUUCCCUUUCUCGCCGCCGCAGUGCUCCGGUGUCGCCGCUCCCCUCCUCCGCCCCGCGCCGUGACUCUUUUCCCCCUUCUUUUCCCCUCAGAGGAUGUCCGCCUUCCAGGUCAACCUCAACCCGCUCAAGGAGCCGCUCGGCUUCAUCAAGGUCCUCGAGUGGUUUGCUUCCAUCUUCGCUUUUGCCACCUGUGGCGGGUUUAAGGGCAAAACAGAAAUUCAAGUGAGUUGUCCUAAACUUGGUAACAAUAAGACAGUUACAGCUACUUUUGGUUAUCCAUUCAGGUUGAAUCAGGCAUCAUUUCACACUCCUUCAGAUGUCAGUGUGUGUAAUGUGACCUGGAAGAACCAUGUCCUCAUAGGUGAUUACUCCUCUUCUGCACAGUUCUAUGUCACAUUUGCAGUCUUUGUGUUCUUGUACUGCAUCGCUGCCCUUCUGCUCUAUGUUGGUUACACGAACCUCUACCGGGAGAGUCGUAAACUCCCCAUGAUUGACUUUAUUGUUACUCUUGUUGCCACUUUUCUGUGGUUAGUGAGUGCCUCGGCCUGGGCUAAAGCCCUUACAGAUAUUAAAAUAGCUACCGGACACAGUAUUAUCAAAGAACUUGAGCCUUGUCAAAACCUACAAAUACAAUGUCAGUUUGUCUCUGUGACUAGUAUGGGAUCCCUAAAUGUAUCCGUGAUCUUUGGCUUUCUGAAUAUGAUACUUUGGGGAGGAAAUGCUUGGUUUGUGUACAAGGAGACCAGCUUACAUAAUCCAUCAAAUAUGUCAGCUUCCCACAGCCAAGGAGGUGUUCCACCCCCUUCUGGAAUAUAAUUAAAGGGAGAAUACACUGAAUGAAAUGUGUGCUAUACUCUGCCUUGUUGCCAACAUCUUGAGAAGCAUUAUUGUUUCUAAUAAAAAGUAAUGGCUUUUUCAGUAAAUUGGUGGGUUUUUAAAUUUGCUGCUUUUCUACAUAAAAUGUGCCUUUUCUAGAAAUUUAAGAUGUAAAUGUAUUUUUACAUGUAAGUUUGAAAAUUCAGGAGCCUGUUAAAAGAUGAUACUUAUUUUUAAGUGAAUAGUAAUUUCACUAAGUUGCCUUCUAAAGUGUUUACACCUUAAACUUUAACAUAAACCUUCAUUUAGAAACCAGUUCUGUCAUAUCAUAAUAUAGGAAGAAUUUGUUUGAGACAUACACUACUGUUAGUUUGUAUACAUCAUAUAUAAGGCUUGGCUUGUUUAAGGAAAUCUUGAAUGCAUAAAUCAUAUUUAGAAAAAAAUUAGUGCAAUUUUAUAUCUGAAUAUUGUUCAUGUUAAGAUUUUUUGAAUUGCAAAACUGGGUAUGUAUUUUGUUUCUUUUUUCUAAAUGACCUGCUAUACUUAUUAGGUGUACUAAAAUUGUCUUAGGAGCAAGGAUUUGAAAAUUGUAACAAAUGUGGAGAGUUAACUUUGCACUUCUGUUGCAUGAGGUAUAUUCAUUAUUUCUGGUGGUUUCUUAGGCUUGAAAAGAACACGGUUCCCACGAUGGUUUCAUAUGUGUGGGCAUUCUCGAUGAUAGUUGUUUGCUCUCUUUUGUUCAUGCCAAGAGAGAAAUAUCUACUUUUUUUUUUCAGACCCUAUUUAGAGGGUUACUAAAAAUUAAGGUUGUUUUUUAUUUUUGAAACAUUUGACAUUUGGUCAAUGAAGUUGCUUCUCCUGAGUUUAACAUUGACAUUGUAAAAAUAAAUGCAGUUCGGAUUUCUUAUUUCUUAAUCUUCAUUCAUAGGUCACAAAAGGAUGAUUAAGGAAUUAUGCUCAGAAAUGAAUCUAAGUAAGCUGUAUUGUGUGUACUAUCGUUACACACAUUUGGGUGUGUUCAGAAUGCAAUGCUAUUCGUUCCUCAGCUUUUUUGUUGUACAGGGAUUCAGACUUCCUAUUCUUACAUGAUGAUGUUUGUAUGUGACACACAUCUUGCAAUAUUGCUUAUUUUUGUUGCUUUAUUCAUGGCAAAGUGUCUGUGUGAGAAUGUAUGUUUAAUACAGCAAACAAUAAAGAAGUUAAAGAAUAAACAA